AUGUCCCUUUGCAUCUUAAACUCAAUUUCCCGAGAGAAAACAUUCUCCGAGAGAGACAUAACCCCAAUUGUUACAAUGUCAUUUUGACAACACAAGCAGUCAGAUAUGUAUGUAUCACAAUUCAAGGUUUAUAAAUUACGUCAAACAGUCUAAAGCAGGAUUCAGAUGCAUAUUUAGGAUGCAAUGACAAGGGAAGCAUCCCAUCCAUAUGCCAUAAGGACAGCUCAUAUAACCUCAAAGAGGACAUCACUCACCGCCGCAAUACUAAUGUCAAAAGUCUGUUAUUACAGGAAAGAUUAUAAAUUUUUGUAUAUUCAAGAUGUAUGCACAGAAUGAUAUAAAUUCUAAUUAGAAGGUAUUAACUUUGCAUCAGGUAAUUAUUAUAAUUGACAUCAUGCUAAAAACAACUUUUAGCUUCCAAUAUCAUAUAGUUACGUAGUUUAGUAUAUGUAAUUACUAUUAUUGAUAGAGAGUCAUUUAUUAUUUAAUUAUUUAUUUAAUUAUAUGUUUACCAUGCACGCACCAAGAGUCAAAAGCAUGGAAUAUCACUGGUUAGCUCGACAAGAGAAAAAGUCACAAAAUUAAUAGCACUGAGAUAUAAAACGUAAUUACAGAAAAUAUUACUCAAGAGUUAAUGUGUAUUUAAUAAUUGUUAUAAUUAUCAAAUUGUCUUUUACUAUAUGUAUUAAACGUAUUACCCCGAAAAAAGCUUUAUUAAGACUAUUAUUAACGUUAAACUAAAUAUUAAAGUUUAUAAUAUCUAAAGAUAUAGCUUAUAGUCAUUGUACAAUUAAAGGCAACUUCUGUGUAUCUCAGCACAUAUUUCUUUUUGUUCACUACACAUAUAACUAAUUAUUCCACUUAUCUUAGGUGAUGACAGCAUCCUCCCCCCUGGCUGUCACACGGUGUGUUACGCGGAUGACACACUGGUGAUGGUCGGGGGGACCUCGUGGGAAGACGCGACCGCUCGGACGAACAUAGCGAUCAACCGCGUCGUGCGCUACGUAAGGAGGAUGGGACUCAAAGUGGCGCCCCAGAAAACCGAGGCCAUCUUUUUGCAUGAUGGCUCUCACGGGGCGCCGCCGAGAGUCCACAUCACAGUGGAGGACACCCCAAUAGAGGUUGGGGCCUGCAUGAAAUAUCUGAGCCUCCACCUUGACAAUAAGUGGACCUUCCAAGAACACUUCCGCCGCAUAUCCCCCAAAGUGAAGAGGGCAGCAAUGGCACUACAACGCCUGCUGCCCAAUCUUGGGGGACCUGGCGGAAGUGUAAGGAAGUUGUACGCCGGGACUGUACACGCUAUGCUGCUGUACGGGGCCCCAGUAUGGUCGAAAUGCCUGGGGGCUGCCCGCGGUCCCAGAGAUGCACUGAGACAGGUGCAGAAGCGGGUAGCCAACAGGAUAUGCAGGGGCUACCGUACGGUCAGCUGGGCGGCGACGGGGGUGCUCUCCGGAGUGCCCCCCGUUGAGAUGCUCGCCCGCAUGUAUGCUGAGGUGUACACGCGCACGCGUGGAUACCAGCGGGCGGGCAUCACUAUGACGGAAAGUCUCCGGCGUACUGUGAGGGUCCACUCCCGACGGGCGCUGAUCCAAAGUUGGAAGGAAUUCCUGGCGGACCCAACACUGCCAGGACAGCGCACCGUCGGGGCCAUACGGCCCUGUCUAGAAAACUGGCUAGACAGGGCCAAAGGUGGGGUGUCCUACCACAUGACGCAGGUGCUCACCGGACAUGGGUGUUUUGACGUGAUGCGCGGGGCCCUCCCGCCGAAAGCCAGGAGGCACCGGCGGGAGGGCAACGCCGUCCACGGAAAGGGGUUCCUCUCCUUCAGAGAGGAGCCCUCUGGUGAGGGCUCCCCUGGUGGAACGCCGAACCGGGUCACCCUCUAG
Nylanderia fulva is the source of this 1886-nucleotide messenger RNA. Lineage: Eukaryota; Metazoa; Arthropoda; Insecta; Hymenoptera; Formicidae. The record is from RefSeq and is a predicted model, not a curated record.